This is a messenger RNA of Suillus plorans, 1293 nucleotides long. Its product is annotated as S-adenosyl-L-methionine-dependent methyltransferase. The record is from RefSeq and is a predicted model, not a curated record. Lineage: Eukaryota; Fungi; Basidiomycota; Agaricomycetes; Boletales; Suillaceae. The coding region runs from base 276 to 1028 and encodes 250 amino acids. The transcript has 3 exons.
GUCUGGAUCAUAUAUAGAAAAUGUUUUCGUUAUAUUGGAAUAUAAAGCCAUAUAUAACGUCGGAAAACCACCGCAAUCAACGUGAAGCACCCUGGGGAGACUCACCAGUUUUCUGAUAGUGCUGCGGUGAUAUGGUGCCCGUGACGCCCGCGACAAGGUGCUGCGACACUAGUCGGUCGCAGCAGUGGCGCAGCUCCUAGUGCCCAUACAAUAGGCUGUGCUGAGGGUGGAAACUCAAAUAUCGAAAACCUGAAUCGAACAUAAGCGCUCGCACGAUGGCUGAACAUGGUCAUGGCUCUCCCAACCCCCAUGGCUCUUCCCAAGUCCAUGAGGAGCAACACAAUUUCAAGGAACAUAACAAGAAUUAUUUCAAUGAGCAUGGUCAUCAGUACAAUGAUCAUCCCGACGGACAUGAGCUAGCUCGGCGCCUUGGAGCAGCCAUGAUCAACGCCUAUCCAUUCGAGGAGGACUCGACGUUGGUUCUAGACUAUGCUUGUGGUACAGGUUUGAUCUCCAGACAACUCGCUGCGCAUGCCAAAUGCAUCGUGGGCGUGGACAUCAGCCAGACCAUGGUCGACCAGUACAAUCAGAGCUCUUUUAAUCAGGGUAUACCACCCGAGGAGAUGAGGGCUGUGUGCUGUGACCUUACUACUGAAGCCCCAAAUCAGCUGGAUGGAAUGAAGUUUGAUGUGGUUGUGUGUGCAUCGGCGUAUCACCAUUUCCCCUCUAUCGAAGAUGUCACGAAGGCUCUUGCAUCAUACCUGAAACCAGGGGGUUCGCUUUUGGUCACAGAUUUAAUGAAGUUAUCUUCUGCAGAAUCUGUGCAGGCGUUGUUUCCCACCGGAUCACUCAAGUCGAAUCUUGUUGCGCACAAGGGUGGAUUUGAGGAGGCAGACAUCAAAGCCGUAUUUGAAGGUGCUGGAUUGGUUAACUUUUCAUUUGUGACAGCCUGCAAGGCGAAGAGAGAUGGAUACCCUGUCCAGAUCUUCUUAGCUUCUGGGACCAAGGAAGUUGCUGAAGAACCAUAAAUUACUCUGUAUUAGAUCAAAUCAUCAUUUGAGAGAUAAUGAACCACCAAAGCGUCUUCUGGCAGCAGUAUCGACUUUGGCCUUCACUUCCCAGAAUGCUUUCCACCAAGCUUUCCCGAUGCUCUCCGCAGUCGAUCUUCCAUCGUGAUUCUCCUCUGCGCCGCUCGCGCGUUCAUACACCUCCCAAUUCCUCCUCAAGAGGAUAAGCCACCACUUCAUUACACCAAUGGUUUUUUCCAUGCCUGUAUCAGCCGAUUCUACGUUC